Alternaria incomplexa is the source of this 1101-nucleotide messenger RNA. RefSeq lists its product as uncharacterized. Bases 1 to 1101 code for a protein of 366 amino acids. NCBI's taxonomy places the organism in Eukaryota, Fungi, Ascomycota, Dothideomycetes, Pleosporales, Pleosporaceae. The transcript has a single exon. The record is from RefSeq and is a predicted model, not a curated record.
AUGUCGAGCAUCAUCCCAGUGGACCUUCUAUCGUAUGCGACGGAUCCGUCGUACCUGAGCAGUAUCGUCACUACCAAUGCUUCAAAUCCAGAUAUCAUCAACCUCCUCGCAUACGAUGAAAGCUUUGCAUCUGUGAUCGGCGAGAACGCAACAGGGCGACUACUGGAAAGUCUGGAUUGGGACGCUUUCCAUGAGGCUGGUGUCUACAACAAAGACACGAACAAGCUAUACGUGACGAGCAGCUGGGCCGGAGAUCUCAACAACCCCAUCAACGUUACCGUCAUCGAUCUCGCAGACAACUAUUCCAUCAACUCAACGCGGAUACCAGGUGUCGCCGAGGCCAACGGCGCAACAUCGUACUACCCACCCGGCACCCAAACUAACGGCUCAACACCUUCACGAGUACUGUACUGCGACCAGGGUGAUUUCGUCAACCCAGCAGGUCUCGUCUCCGUCGACCCCGUGACUGGUGAAUCCGAACUCAUCCUAUCAAACUUCCUUGGACGAAACUUCACAUCCCCCAACGACGUCCGUCAACACCCCGUAACAGGCGAUCUCUGGUUCACUGACCCAGACUACGCAUAUGUCCAAGGAUUCCGUCCUGAGCCCAGUCUGCCGAAGCAGGUAUACCGGUUCAGUCCAUCCACAGGCCAAAUUGCCGUUGUAGCAGACGACUUCGUUGAACCCAAUGGCCUCGAAUUCAGCCCUGACUACAAAACACUAUACGUAUCCGACACAGGUGCCGCGGGUUACAGUAUAAACGUCACACGACCAGCCACACUCUACGCAUUCGACAUCACGCACGACGCAAAGAGACUAACCGGCCGUCGCACAUUUGCCUACUCCGACAACGGCAUUCCCGACGGUCUGCACACCGAUACCGAGGGUAAUGUUUGGGCUGGAUGUGGAGACGGCAUUCACAUUUGGAACCCUGAAGGCACGCUGAUUGGAAAGAUUUGGGUUGGUAUUACGACGGCGAACUUUGCUUUCUUGCCGGGCGCUGUCAUGGUGUUUAGCAAUAAGCAGCUGUGGAUUGUGGAGAAUAUCAAGGCGAUGGGCAGGGAGGUUGCUAAGGACUUUGGAUUGUCGACUCAUUACUGA